Molecule: messenger RNA, 1303 nt
Organism: Exophiala oligosperma
Lineage: Eukaryota; Fungi; Ascomycota; Eurotiomycetes; Chaetothyriales; Herpotrichiellaceae
Exons: 1
Coding region: 1-921 (306 amino acids)
Biological process (GO): protein phosphorylation
Molecular function (GO): protein kinase activity; ATP binding
Source: RefSeq, a predicted model, not a curated record
AUGAUGGAACUGUUAUCACCCGACCCUUUGGCUUUCACAGGACCAUUCCCCCUCGACGAUCUAGCGCCACAGUGUAUGACGCGAGACCAAAUCGAAUCCGCGGUCGCGUACGCCCCGAAGCUCUUUCAGACCGGUGGAGACUUGCCGGAUGAUGGAAUUUUUCCUGCAAAGGCUGUUGCUCGCAUCUCGAACCGUCUUGUCGUCAAAUACGGUACUCAGAUUUCCCUGAGUGAAGGUCGAACUAUGAUGAAAGUCCAAAAACAAAUCCAGAUAUCUGUGCCUGAGGUUUAUGAUUGUUGGACUUCCCAACUGUAUACAGACCGUCAAGUUAAAGAGUCUGUAUAUAUUGUGAUGCAAUAUAUACCUGGAAAAGUCCUAGCUCAGACAAUCGAGGAUUUGGACGAAGAGCAAACCCGGGAUCUCGCUGACCAGCUGACACGCAUACUCAACACACUCCACACAAUUCAUCACACAAUACCGGGCCCAGUGGAUGGCGGUCGUGCAACGGCACCACGACUCUUCACAACUAACGGUGCAGGCCCGUUUUACUCCCUUCAAGAUCUCAUUGACUGGUUCAAUGAGUGUUUAAAGCUAUGUCACUUUUUUGGCAGGGCAAGCAAGCAGCAACGCUUCGACGAAGACAUUAAAGAUUUGGUUAUGUGUCAUAUGGACGUUCAUCUUUCCAAUCUUCUAGUCGACGACUCGGGCAAGCUCUGGUUGAUAGACUGGGACUGUGCGGGAUUUUAUCCAGAGUUCUUCGAGUAUAUCUGCUUAAAGGGCUACGCAGAAUUCAUGCCGAUAGGCAUAAAGAGCAGAGCAGGGGCUAAAUUCCUUCAAACCGUGGUUGAUUCGAUGGAGACGUCGGAGGCCCGGAGAAUGAAUGCCAAAUUCAACGCAAUUGGUUAUGCUCUCAGAAAAUGACGUGGACGAUAUGAGGGUCACAUUGAUAUUGCCAACACGAAUGCACAAGUCGAGAAUAGGCUAAGGGGGACUAGCACUGACUCCGCCUACAUUGAAACCAGCGGGAUGCAUAUCUACAAUUCGUGCCCGCUAAGCCCUGCUGCAUUUACCGCCCAACAGACCGCGUCUCGUGCUUCGAAUGUCAAACAGCAGGGGUUAUCGCUCUACCAGGCUUCCGAGCUGAUACCAUGUCAUGGCACAAAGGCUCCGUUGCGAUGAGCCGCAAGGUAUAUAUGCCUCGCCUUCCCAUUCUCAUGGCAGAUACAACACCCUCUGGACCACACUAUCAGGUCGUCUAUCUCUUUAGGGCUCUCUUACCAAUCCAAUCCUCCGCUUCAUCCUG